AUGACAGAACGAUCCGGCCAGACCCCAGACCCAGCAGAGAGUCGCCCUGCCACACCCAAGGAACGCUUGGAUGCUGUCGAGGGCUACCUGCAUCAUCUGGGACAACAGAUGAGCGAGUCCGCAAGCGGUUGGAAUGACAUAGCCCUGCGUGGCGUGUUCCUGUUUGGGCUACGUCUGGAGCUCCAGGCUGAACUGGUGCGCCGAGAGGAUAUAAGGACGCUGGAUGACCUGAUAUCCCAAGCGGUUCGGCUGGACAACCGCACUCGGGAGGUCUGCCCUGGUGUCCCAAUUGGCCAAAAGACAUGGCCCGCCAGUGAAAGUAGGGGCCUCCUGGCGAGUCAGGAGGACCAAAGUCCCCUUAAGAAGCUUUUGUUGCCUGUCACCUUGUCGUGGGGGUCAGUGGAGGUGCAAUUCAAGGCUCUGGUGGACUCGGGAGCUGAAGGGAAUUUCAUCUCGGAGGGGCUGGCGCGGAGGCUGGGGGUUGACGUCGACGGGGAGGAGAUAAGUUUCCUUAUUCUACCCCAGUCUAUGGAUGAGGUGAUCCCCGGGUACCCCUGGCUGCAGCUCCACGACCCUCUCAGCUCCUGGACCGGCGGAAGGGUGAUCUCCUGGAGUACUCGCUGCCUGGCCAACUGCCUCCGGUUGGCGGCCUGUUCUCAAUCUCUGCCCAUCCGUCAGCUCACCGUGGAGGCUGCUGAUCUCUCCCUGGUGCCUCCGGUUUUCCGUGACCUGGCUCCUGUGUUCAGUAAAACCAAGGCCUUGUUUUUACCCCCUCACAGGCCCUACGACUGUGCCAUUGAACUGGUGAAGGGGGCGACCUUGCCGUCGGGGAGACUUUACAGCCUGUCGGGUCCUGAGAGGGAGGCCAUGGAGGCCUACAUCAAGGAUGCCCUGAAGGCCGGGAUCAUCCGACCCUCCUCGUCGCCUCUCGGGGCAGGCUUCUUCUUCGUCAGUAAGAAGGAUGGCUCUCUUCGCCCGUGCAUCUAUUACAGGCAGCUCAACAACAUCACGGUCAUGGACAAAUACUCGUUGCCGCUGGCUUUCGAGCUGUUGCAGGGAUCCACCAUCUUUACCAAGCUGGACUUGCGCAAUGCAUACCACCUGGUCAGCAUUCGUGAGGGGGACGAGUGGCUGACGGGAUUCAAGACUCCGGUGGGGCACUUUGAGUACCUGGUCAUGCCCUUCGGUCUCACCAAUGCCCCAACAGUGUUCCAACGUCUGAUUAAUGAUGUGUUGAGAGACUUCCUGAACACUUUUGUUUUUGUGUACAUUGACGACAUCCUGGUGUUCUUUAGAUCUAAGGAGGACCAUGUCAACCACGUCUGGCAGGUGCUACAGAGGCUCCUGGAAAACCAGCUGUAUGUCAAGGCAGAGAAAUGUGAAUUCUUCUCUGUCUCCACUUCAUACCUGGGGUUCACCAUUGCGGAGGGCUCGAUCCAGGCGGAUCCAGCUAAGGUCAAGGCAGUGAUGGACUGGCCUGUCCCCCUGAACCGCAAGCAACUGCAACGCCUCCUGGGCUUUGCAAACUUUUAUAGGCACUUCAUCAGAGGCUACAGCCAGGUGGCACGUCCCCUCACCCUGCUCACGUCCACAAAGUCCCGCUUCGCCUGGUCUGAGGAGGCUGGGAAGACCUUCGCCAGACUCAAGGAGCGCUUCGGCAGUGCCCCCAUCCUGAGACAGGUGGACCCGGCCCAGCAACUCAUUGUGGAGGUGGAUGCUUCUGACGCUGGAGUCGGCGCUGUCCUUUCGCAAAGGUCAUUGGACGACGGUAAGGUCCACCCCUGUGCUAUUUUUUCGAAGCGCCUGUCUCCCGCAGAGAGGAACUACAGCGUGGGGGACCGGGAGCUGCUGGCGGUCAAGUUGGCCCUGGAGGAAUGGCGGCACUGGCUGGAGGGGGCGAGGCAGCCGUUUGUGGUUUGGACUGACCACAAGACUUCCGGGCGGACUGUCGAUCACAGCGCGUUAGCCGGCUUAGCUCGGUCGGCUAACUCAGCUGUCAGGCACGACACUCCAGUCAACAUCGGUCUGCUAAACAUCCGCUCACUCACGAGCAAGGGACAUCUCAUCCAGGACAUCCUCACCGACCGUCAAGAGUCUGGGUGUCAUCCUGGACAGCACUCUCUCCUUCCAGUCUCACAUAAAUUGCAUUACUCGGUCUGCUUACUUUCACCUCCGCAAUAUCAAUCACCUCCGUCCCUCCCUCACUCCUCACGCUGCCUCCAUCCUUCUGGUGGCUCAAUCUGGGCGGAUCCUGGUAAAUAUGCCUUGAUUGGAGCUGCAGCUCAGUUAGGUGGCAUCGUGAGAAUGACCCUCAGUUUGACUGUCAUCAUGGUGGAGGCGACGGGGAACGUGACCUACGGCCUUCCCAUCAUGCUCGUCCUCAUGACCGCAAAAAUCGUCGGAGACUACUUUCAAGAGGGCUUGUAUGACAUCCACAUCAAGCUGCAGAGCGUUCCCUUCCUGCACUGGGAGGCUCCUGCCACCUCCCACUGGCUCACUGCCAGAGAGGUGAUGAGUUCUCCGGUCACCUGCUUGAACCGACUGGAGAAAGUCGGAACCAUCGUGGACAUACUGAGCAACACGUCGACCAAUCACAAUGGCUUCCCCGUGGUCGAGCUGGUUACAGAAAAUGACGAGGGUGGCAAUCCGGCAAAACUCUGCGGCCUCAUCCUCCGGUCUCAGCUCAUCGUUCUGCUUAAGCACAAGGUGUUUGUGGAGCUGGCCCGGUCUCGCCUGACUCACAGGAAGCUUCAGCUGAAAGACUUCAGGGACGCCUACCCCCGCUUCCCCCCGAUCCAGAGCAUCCACGUGUCUCAGGACGAGCGGGAGUGCAUGAUGGACCUGAGGGAGUUCAUGAACCCGACGCCUUACACCGUACCGCAGGAUACGUCUCUGCCUCGUGUGUUCAAGCUGUUCAGAGCCCUGGGACUCAGACACCUGGUGGUCGUGGAUGACGAGAACAGGGUGAUCGGACUGGUCACCAGGAAAGAUCUGGCCAGGUAUCACCUGGGCAAACACGGACUGGAGGAGCUGCAGCUGGCUCAGACGUAGUCCGGAAACACAGACUGUGACCGCCCGAUGCCUCACAAACUGUCCUUCACCAGCUAUGCAGCCUCGCAGGACACCCCCAAGGUCCCAGAGGUCUCUGCUCUGCUCGCUCUGAGUGAGAUUACUACUCCAAAAGGACCUCUAUAACUUUUUACUAUUAUUGACCAGCUUACCUUAAAGUAAUGGAUUAGAGGGUCAUGGUAGCUUUUACGACAGUUUUACAGACCUUCCCUUCAUUUUCUUUUCGGCAUGUAAAGCUAGGAAUCCCUGAAAGUGAAAUCCUCUUUUCCCAGUUGUUCAACAGAACAAUUUCUGCCCUGUUU
Messenger RNA from Salarias fasciatus (jewelled blenny), 3371 nucleotides. RefSeq lists its product as uncharacterized. Gene Ontology annotation, molecular function: chloride transmembrane transporter activity. Gene Ontology annotation, biological process: transmembrane transport; chloride transport. The record is from RefSeq and is a predicted model, not a curated record. Lineage: Eukaryota; Metazoa; Chordata; Actinopteri; Blenniiformes; Blenniidae. Gene Ontology annotation, cellular component: membrane.